This is a messenger RNA of Lacerta agilis (Sand lizard), 2812 nucleotides long. It is a transcript of the gene HOXC8, whose product is annotated as homeobox C8. Gene Ontology annotation, molecular function: DNA-binding transcription factor activity, RNA polymerase II-specific; RNA polymerase II transcription regulatory region sequence-specific DNA binding. Bases 630 to 1358 code for a protein of 242 amino acids. The record is from RefSeq and is a predicted model, not a curated record. The transcript is spliced from 2 exons. Lineage: Eukaryota; Metazoa; Chordata; Lepidosauria; Squamata; Lacertidae. Gene Ontology annotation, cellular component: nucleus. Gene Ontology annotation, biological process: regulation of transcription by RNA polymerase II.
AAGGGUAUUACUGCGCACCUUUCAUAACCCUGCUCCAUUCACUAGAUAUGAGGGUGUAUGUGUGUGUGUGUGAUUUUCUCUCUCUCUCCCCCUAUCCUCCUUCUGAGGGCUGAUUAUUUCACCUCCCCGUCACCCCACGAACCCCCCGAUUUCCUUGUCAUUUUCUUCCUAGCCUGUCUUGGUGUGGUGGAUUGAUGAAUCUGGAUCGCGUGUGAGAGCAAGCGAAAGAGAGAGAGAGAGAGAGAAAGAGAGAGAGAGAGAGAGAGAGCGCCUCACCACCGGGAUUUUGAGGAAUUUGCCUGUGGUGUUAAAGGGAAGGGAAGAAGUAAGAGAAACUGAGAGAGAGCUCUACCUAUCGACGGAUAUAAGAGAAGUCAAGAGCAUUAGGCAUAAGCAGCCAUACCCACUCAGGCACUAUGAAACGUCUUUGAGAGAGCGAGAGAGCGCGCGCAUUAAAAAAAAAAAAAGCCACAACCAGCCACUAACCAGGACUUUGCAGAGUCCAGAGAGAGCGAGAGCGAGAGUCCUUAGCACUGAUCUCUUUAUAGAAUUAAAGACUUUUUUUUUUUUUGGUGGUGGUGGUGGUGGUGGUAAAAGGUUGGUUUCCUUCUUCCUUUCAUGCGAGAGCCAUGAGUUCCUACUUUGUAAAUCCUCUUUUCUCCAAGUACAAAGGCGGCGAGUCUCUGGAACCAACUUACUACGAUUGCAGAUUUCCACAAAGUGUAAGCAGAAGCCAUGCUCUCGUGUACGGUCCGGGCACCACGGCUCCCAGCUUCCAACACCCUUCACACCACGUCCAAGAGUUCUUCCACCACGGAACCUCCAGCAUCUCCAACUCUGGAUACCAGCAAAAUCCUUGCGCCCUGGCGUGCCACGGAGACGCUUCUAAAUUCUAUGGAUACGAAGCCCUACCAAGGCAGUCGCUUUAUGGUGCCCAGCAAGAGGCGGCCGUGGUACAAUAUCCUGACUGUAAAUCCUCUUCCAACAGUAACUCUAGCGAGGGACAAGGGCAUUUAAAUCAAAAUUCUUCUCCCAGUCUCAUGUUCCCAUGGAUGAGACCUCACGCUCCCGGAAGGCGCAGUGGCAGGCAGACUUACAGCCGGUAUCAGACCUUGGAGCUAGAGAAGGAGUUCCUCUUCAACCCCUAUUUGACACGGAAGCGGCGUAUAGAGGUCUCUCACGCCCUGGGACUGACAGAGAGGCAAGUCAAGAUCUGGUUCCAGAACAGGAGGAUGAAAUGGAAGAAAGAGAACAACAAGGAUAAACUCCCCGGAGCCAGGGACGAGGAGAAGACGGAGGAGGAAACUAACGAGGAAGAGGAAAAAGAAGAAGAGGAAAAAGAAGAAAGCAAGGACUGAUCUCUCUCAGCUCCUUGAAGUCCUCGUUUUAUGGCAGAUGAUAAAUCGAGAUGUUUACGACGGUCAUUCGCUUUUAUAGAGUAUAGAAUGGAGAGACUCACACACAACAGUAACUACCUGUCAAAAGAGUUGUAGCUCCCCCUUUUUAUUGUCAUAGGACUUCCCUUAGUUCCCCCCUUCCUUAUAGCAGCAUUUUUAAAAAAUAAUAAUAAUAAUUUUAACUUUUUAAAAACAAAAACAAUUUUUUUUUUUGGUGUUUGGCUUCCAGUGAAAUAACUAUAGAACAGGACUGACUUACAGAUCCAGUCCUAAACCCAGCACUAUGCAUUUCCAGACGAAUGGACCUCCUCGCCAUCACCACCACCAGCAGCAGUGACCCCACCCCCUUCUACUCCUUGCUUUAUUCUAGUUGUCAGCAAAUACAAGGAUCUUAUAUAUUUAUUUGGGAUAGGAAGGACUCCUAUUUCUUCUCGACCAGGUUUAACCACCUCCCCAAGUUUAAUAAUAUAAAAGGUAAAGGGAGGGAGGGAGGAAAUGUACGAAAACGCUUUAUUCUUAGUCUUAACUUUAAAACAAACAAACAUCCCUGUCUACCUAUGUGCCCUUCCACGCCAAGGUCCAUUUAUUAUUUUUAACUUUUAGCUGUGUCAAUCAGUAGCUACUAAAGGACAAUUUCUUCUUGGAAGAUGGAGGCUUGACACAUGCCUGAAGACAGCACCACAUGCUUACUAGUUAUCUAUGAAUAUAUCUGUAUGUUGUGUCUACCUAUAUACGCCCUGCGGUUUGGCAGGAAAAAAAGCUAUAGCAUUAGGCAUUUUGGCUUGGAAGGAAGCCCCAGCCAAAUCAAUGGGACUUACGUUUGAGGAAACAUGCUUAGGAUAGCUGUGAAGGACACGGAACCACCUAAUGAUUUCUCUGGGUGUUGUUUACUAUAUUACUCGUGUGAGCACUCGAAAUUCUUAACAUACUACCUAAUGGGAAACCUGCAAUAAUCAUCUAUUAGCAACAAGGUGGGGGCUUACACAUACUUAAAAUAAAAUAAAAAACUUGUUCGAAUCAUUUUAAAGAGGAGUUGUGUAUUGCCCUAAUGCAAGCUACUAAGUAGCAGAAAAUAAUAAUAAUAAUAAUAAUGAAAAAGAAAAAGAAAAAAAAAUGAAAAAUACAAAAAUACACAUUGUAAUGUAUCUUAUCACUACCUAUAGAAGGAGUCAUGCUUUGAAAGUAUUUGUAACGCGGUUUUGUUGUCGUAUGUUGCUGCUUAUUUUCUCUUGGAAAAAAAAUAAUUCCCAACAACUGAAACUGCCUAGAUAAGAACGCACAGUAUUGUAUUAUUUUAUUGUGCUUAUAAUGUAGUUUAGGACUUAAAUUGCACUGAAUGUAUAGUUAUCUAUUUGUCUUGACUUAUCUGUUAAUGCAACAUGCUCGAAUUACACACACACACAAAACAUACACAC